AUGUCUUCAUUAUCCAUUAUUGAAAUAAGCGAGUUAUUGUUUUGUAACAGAUUUGAUUUUAUACUGUGCCAUCGUUUCACCCAAGAUGCAGUCGAAAACCUUUUUUCCCAAAUGCGUCGCAAGGCUGGACAAACUCCAAAUGCAAUUCAAUCCCUCAGAGCCCUCAAAAUGAUACUAAUGUCACAGUAUAUUUCUGAUGUAAAACGUUGUAAUUACAUGAACGACUGCGAUACAUUUUUAUUAAAUCAUUUUACAAAAGUUCCUGAGAACUUCAAUAGUACUUCUUCUGUUAAUAUACUUCACCCGACUUAUAAUGUUAAGCCACUAGAAUUAUUAGAUUACGUAGAAAACAUUUCAGAGGCAUUUAAAAUUCUCCCUGAAUAUGAUAUGAAUAUUGUAUUUCAUUUGGCUGGCAGUGCCACAAAUGCAAUAUUAAAAUUAGCAUGUAAUGAUUGUUCUAUGUUCAUGUGCAACACCAAAGAAACUAAAAACCUUCCAGAGAAAUACAAGUUUUACACAAAAUCAUUGAAAAAAGGAGGAUUGAAAGAACAAUAUAUCAAUACAGUACUUUUCAUAUUGAAUUGUGAAUUAGUGUACAGAAAAUAUAAAACCCAAAUUUACACAACUCAAAUUUUAAUAUCGUAG
Macrosiphum euphorbiae (potato aphid) is the source of this 645-nucleotide messenger RNA. The record is from the annotation of a GenBank genome assembly. NCBI's taxonomy places the organism in Eukaryota, Metazoa, Arthropoda, Insecta, Hemiptera, Aphididae.